AUGCCUGGAGAGCCCCGAACUGGCUGGACUGGCUGGGCUACCGUGGGCGACCGUGGGCUGCCGUGGGCUGCCGUGGGCUACCUUCAAGCCUACCCUGGGUUGGCACGCCCUGGUUGGGUGGCUGACUUUGCUGGUUUGGAAACCUAUACCUGGUAUUACAGGGGUCAUGGUAAUGAAUUUGUUCUAGAAUAUUACGGGAUGGUCAUACCCACUCCCAGUCCCUUGGAGGAGCCCAAUAAUUUCCCUAUUGAAACAACUGGAAAAUUCCAUGCAGGCCUGAAUGCCCUGAACCCCAGUCGUCAUCCAACGACAAAAGCUAACAUAUGUGGAAGUGCCCCCCGGCAAAUCACACGGCUAAAGGAACCUUAG
Paracoccidioides lutzii Pb01 is the source of this 369-nucleotide messenger RNA. RefSeq lists its product as hypothetical. Bases 1 to 369 code for a protein of 122 amino acids. The record is from RefSeq and is a predicted model, not a curated record. The transcript is spliced from 4 exons.